Myzus persicae (green peach aphid) is the source of this 1478-nucleotide messenger RNA. RefSeq names its product putative nuclease HARBI1. The record is from RefSeq and is a predicted model, not a curated record. The coding region runs from base 242 to 1378 and encodes 378 amino acids. The transcript is spliced from 6 exons. Lineage: Eukaryota; Metazoa; Arthropoda; Insecta; Hemiptera; Aphididae.
ACCAGGGGGUCGAUUCUUGAAUCUCGUUAUAGCAUUGUCGUGUACGACAAAUCACGUUUGUCACAUGAAAUAUGUUUUUGUCUAUUCUUCAAUGUGUAUAUACGAAAAAGUUGUGUGAAAAAAUAUCGUGGGGGUAUGCGUGCCACGACUUUUUCAUAUCACUCGACUUUUAUUAUUAUCAUCGUUUAUCUUCACCGAAAUUGUUAAAUAGUACAUAUUUUUUUGAAGUUCAUGUUUAAAAAUGGAUGAUUUCAACGAUCUUGCAGCUUUAUAUAUUUUGAAUAUGGUUGAUGAAGAAGCUUCAUAUAACCCAAGACAUGGGUUUACAGUUAAGUAUGACCCAUUUACACAAUGUGAUCGUUUAUUUGUAAAAAAUUAUAGAUUAAGCAAAGAUUUAGUUCAACAGCUAUUAGCUUUAAUUACACCUUACAUUGAACCAGAAAGAAGGUCGUCAUCUAUAAAACUCUCCGAAAAGGUGUUUUUAGCAUUAAACUUUUUCGCAACGGGAUGCUAUCAAACGCCAAUUGGUAACAAUAGGUAUGUGGCUGUAUCACAACCCACUGUUUCCAGAUCUAUUAAUUGUGUGGUUGAGGCAUUGAACCACCCUAGAAUAUUAAAUGAAUGGGUUAAAUUCCCUAAUAAUAUGCAAAAGAUCAAGCAAAUUAGGAAUGAAUUUUUUAUUAACACUUCGUUUCCAGGAGUUUUGGGCUGCAUUGAUUGCACACAUAUUGCAAUUGUACCUCCUAACAACCAGAAUGCAGAAAUACCUGAGUAUAUUUAUGUAAACAGAAAAGGUUACCACUCAUUAAAUGUACAAUUGAUUUGUGAUUCUAAACUUUAUAUUUUGAGUGUGAAUGCAAAAUUUCCUGGCAGUACAGCAGACUCUCAUAUAUGGAAUUCAUCUACAGAUAUAAAAAAUAUCUUGGAGGAAUUGUAUAGACGUGAACACAAAGGCAUAUAUUUACUGGGAGAUUCAGGAUACGCCCUAAGACCUUGGCUUUUAACACCAUAUUCUGAAACAACAACUAACGAAGAAGAAAAAUACAACAAAAUGCAGAUGACAACACGAAGUAUAAUUGAGAGAUGUAAUGGUGUAUUAAAGGCUCGGUUCAGGUGUUUAUUGAAGCAUAGGGUAUUACACUAUACGCCGCAAAAAUCAGGGAAAAUUGUAAAUGCCUGUGUUAUUUUACACAAUAUGUGCAUAUUGGCUAAAAUUCCAGUUCCAGACAUGAAUGAUGAAAAUGUGGAAGAAAUUGAUUUUGGAAUUAUAAAUAAUAAUUAUCCUGAAGAUGGCAUUCGAGGAAGGAAUGUGAAUCCUGAAUUAGUUGAAAGUAGAAGAAUAAGAGACAAUAUAGCAAGAUGUUUGUACAAUAGGUAGUUUAGAACAGAAAACUUAUAUUUUGUAUAGCAUUAACAAUAUUAUAAAACUAUUAAGAUAAAAAAAAUAUCAUAAUUACCUAUUUGUAAGUAAUUUUAUA